UCGAACAUGUUUUCAAAAGUUUGCGUGUUUUUAGUGAUUGCCAGUGCAGUUAAUUCUGUAGCAGGGCAAGGUUUUCCGGGUUCGGGCAGUGCUGGACCCCCACCUACAAGCGGCGGUGGAAACCCCGGAAUAGGGACUAGUGGUCCCCCAAGCGGUGGUGGCUUUGGUAGCGCAGGUCGCCCAACAGGAAGCGGUGGUCAAAAUUACGUAUGCGUACCAAUUGGUACCUGCUCUUCGUUCACCAUUGACGUCCGUAUCGUUACACCGGGCAACCAACAGCAAAAUCCUUGUCCAGCCGGUCAAGAACCCUGCUAUACCACUGGAAAUAACCCUGGAAACCCAUGUGGGUUAGGCACCACGCAGUGUGGUACACGACUGGCAUCAGUAACAUCAAAUGCUGAUGGGUUUUCCCAACGAGGGGCCUUCCCAUGGCAGGCUUUCAUAGUAAAUCAGACAGGAUACGCAGGAAGUGGAGUCCUAAUUGAUCCUUACCAUGUUGUAACCGCAGCCCAUAAAGUAGUGCAAAACCAGAAUAACCCCCGAAACAUAGGGGUUUAUAUGGGAAUCUGGGAAUCAACCGACGUAUCUACAGCUCAAUACAGGGUGGUUAGCCGUGUGUCCAUCCACCCCCAAUAUAACAGUGCCAGCCUCAGAAACGAUAUAGCUGUUUUGCGACUUGAAAACUGUUUCACACUAGGACAAUCAAAUUAUAUAAACACCGCUUGUCUACCAACUCAAGGCCAGAGUUUCGUCGGUCAAAACUGUUUAGUUUCUGGAUGGGGCGAAACAAGUUUCCGAUUGAACGAUGCUCCGACAAUGCGCCAAAAACAAGUGACUGUGCCAAUUGUUCCUUACGCUACAUGUCGAGCUUCCUAUGCUCAAUCAAACCUUUUGGGAAAUCGAGUGGAUUUUUAUUUGGACUCAGUUGGAGAAAUAUGCGCAGGGGGACAAUCCAUGAGAGACGCAUGCACACAAGACGGUGGAGCGCCCCUUGUAUGCCCAGUUAAUGGACGAUAUACAGUGGCCGGCUUGGUUAUAUGGGGCAAAGGAUGCGGAGCACCGGGAGUUUAUGGUGUUUAUACCAACGUCCCUAAUUAUGUUAACUGGAUUCAAAAUACAGUGAACACGCAGUAAUUUUAAUAAUUUCAUAAAAGUAAUAAAUGCAGAUAGAAAUAAUAAUAAUAAUAAUAUUAAAGCUUGAACAUCAAAUCA
Agrilus planipennis (emerald ash borer) is the source of this 1212-nucleotide messenger RNA. Its product is annotated as tryptase alpha/beta-1. Bases 7 to 1134 code for a protein of 375 amino acids. NCBI's taxonomy places the organism in Eukaryota, Metazoa, Arthropoda, Insecta, Coleoptera, Buprestidae. Gene Ontology annotation, biological process: proteolysis. The transcript is spliced from 6 exons. The record is from RefSeq and is a predicted model, not a curated record. Gene Ontology annotation, molecular function: serine-type endopeptidase activity.